Nothoprocta perdicaria is the source of this 2990-nucleotide messenger RNA. RefSeq names its product selectin E (gene SELE). Gene Ontology annotation, cellular component: membrane; external side of plasma membrane. Gene Ontology annotation, biological process: response to cytokine; heterophilic cell-cell adhesion; leukocyte tethering or rolling. Lineage: Eukaryota; Metazoa; Chordata; Aves; Tinamiformes; Tinamidae. Gene Ontology annotation, molecular function: sialic acid binding; oligosaccharide binding. The coding region runs from base 197 to 2074 and encodes 625 amino acids. The transcript is spliced from 15 exons. The record is from RefSeq and is a predicted model, not a curated record.
UAAGAAAGGCUUGGAGAGAUUUGAUAGUAAUAGUUCCUUAAGCUUGUUGCUAAAGCUCUGACAAGUGCCUGAACAGGAUCAUUUCUUCUCUAGACCAUUGACCUCUAUAUUGUGGCCUUAACUAAAGAAAASUUGCUGCACGGUUUUGUCUUGCGUGGAAGAAGGCUAACAACACUGAUGUUGUUUUUUUUUCCACAUGGAAUUUCCUGCCUCAAGGAGGACAGGCUGCGCUGAGAGAAUAAAAGGCAGCAGCAGAAGCAGAAGGAACACAUGGUGCAGGCACUUCAAGCUGAACUGCAUCUCUAAGACCAUAUCCAGCAAACUAGCAAAGGAAAGCAGCCACCGGAAAGUAUCAGAAGACUUCUAUAGCACCUGGCCAUCACAAGGACAAUCUUUGUCUGCACAAAAGAUAAAGCUCUCAAACAUGGUUUGCUUGUGGUUCCUAUCUCUUCUUGUUUAUGGUUUUACUAUGUUGGAGGAGGUGAAUUGUUGGACCUACCAUUAUUCAGACAUAAAUAUGACCUAUGACGAAGCAGAGACGUGGUGCAAAGACAGGUAUACCAACAUGGUUGCCAUUCAGAAUAAGGAGGAAAUCAGCUACCUCAAUGAGUUCUUACCCUUCAAUCCGGGUUACUACUGGAUUGGAAUCAGAAAAAUUAAUGAGAUUUGGACCUGGGUUGGAACUAACAAAGAACUGACRGAAGAGGCAGAAAACUGGGCCUUGGGUGAGCCAAAUGGUGAAGGCAACAACGAGGACUGUGUUGAAAUCUACAUCAAAAGAGGAAAGGAUGACGGCAAAUGGAACGAUGCACAGUGUGAGAAAAAGAAGGUCGCCUUGUGUUAUACAGCUUCCUGCAACCCAUCUCUCUGCAGUGGCCGUGGGGAAUGUAUAGAGACCAUUAACAAUCACACCUGCCACUGUGACCCUGGGUUCUAUGGGCCUGAAUGCGAGUUUGUUAAGACUUGUGACACCCUAAAGGAACCUGAUCAUGGGAGCCUUAAGUGCAGUCACCCACUGAUGAACUUUGGCUACAGCUCAUCCUGCACAGUUCAGUGUGAAAAGGGCUAUGAGCUGACUGGAGUAGAAUCUGUCCACUGUACCUCCUCUGGGGUCUGGUCUGCAUCCCUUGCAGAGUGUAAAGCUGUGACCUGUCCUGCCUUGGAAGUUCCUGCUCAUGGUAUUAUGAACUGCUCCCAUUCUUCUGAGGAGCUUACCUGGGGUGCUACCUGCAAGUUCWCCUGYGAGGAGGGAUUUGCCCUGACAGGACCAGCCACCCUGCAGUGUGGGUCUUCGGGGGCCUGGGACAAGCAGCAGCCAGCCUGUGCAGCUGUGAGAUGUGAGGCUAUAACCUGGCCGGAGGAAGGCUUUGUGAGCUGUGACCAUGCUCCUACAGAUCUCACCUAUGACUCGCUCUGUCGCUUCCACUGCAACAAGGGCUAUGCUCUGCAGGGUCCAUCCAGUGUCCGCUGUGUGGCAGCGAAUCGGUGGUCAAGCCUGUUUCCCAAAUGCAAAGCGCUGACCUGUCCUGCCCUGGAAAAGCCUGCUCAUGGUUUUGUGAACUGCUCCSAUUCYUCUGAGGAGCUUACCUGGGGUGCUACCUGCAAGUUCWCCUGCGAGGAGGGAUUUGCCCUGACAGGACCAGCCACUCUGCAGUGUGGGUCUUCAGGGGCCUGGGACAAGCAGCAGCCAGCCUGUGCAGCUGUACAGUGUGAACCACUGAGCUCUCCUGAGAAUGGCUUUGUAGACUGCUUGCAUGGUGCUGGGAGCUUCACAUACAGCACAGCCUGCCACUUUAGCUGUGCAGAAGGAUGGAGCCUGAAUGGUUCUCAUGUUCUUGAGUGCAAUCAUUCAGGAAACUGGAAUGCCAGUCUGCCCACGUGUGAAGCUUCUGAACAAGGCACCUAUCUCUCAGUGGGCAUUGCAGCCACAAGUGCCUCUCUGCUUUCCACAGCAUCGUUUCUCCUUUGGCUUGCAAGACGUUUUCGAAGGAAAGGAAAGAAAUAUACACCUUCCAGUAGCUGUCAGAGCCUCACCAUUGAAGGUAGCUUCCAGAGUGCUGGUCAUAUCGUCUAAAUCCAGACAUUUCAGGAACUGAAGCCAUCUCUACUUAUGUCCCAGAGAUUUAUAGGAAACGAAACUGCAUGCAGAUCAGCAGCUGUCCAGAUGUUUUUACCUCUUGCUGACAAAAUGAUUUACGUUGUUUUUUCUAAGACAUUUUGAACUCAAGCUGCCUGAUAUUUCCAUUGAAGAUAAACAAGCAGAGGGCAAAACUCUGGCCCUCUGGCAAAAUGCAGUCUACCUUCAGUCAUGCAUUUGUUUAAAACUGGGAGUUUGCCAUCUCUUUGGAUGGGGAGUGUAUACUAAGCUGCUGCUGCUUAAAGAGGAGGCUGGUUUCUCCUCUGAGCUACUUGAAGGUACUUAAAUAAGGUGAAGACACUCAUUAUCUCCCACCACUUACUGUGCUGCUGGAAAGGGUUAUAUUUGCAGGGACAGAAUAGCUGGAAAAAAUGUUCAUUGAAAUACUUCGAAGCGUUUGAUUUGGCUUGUUGCYGAAGUCAGCUCAUUUUAACAGGACAUCAGUGAAUAUGCCUGUAAUCAUAUGGCUGGUUAUUUGUUUGUUCUCUUGCAUGUCCUAAAAGGAUUUUGAAAUUUAAACUCUUGUUGUAGUAGCACUAAGUAUUAGUGUUCAUUCCAGGUACUCUGGUUUAUGAAUGCAGCAAGUAGAUCUGAAAUCUUUUCAUCCCAAUGGGAUUAAGCUCUGUAAUGUCUUGUUUMUAUAAAUAUUUAAUUGUACAUUUUGUUUACUGUGGGUAUUUCUGUACUAUUUAACUGUAGAAGUAUUGUAAAAUAUCUGACCCUGGGUAGGUCUGUAGCCAUUGAUCUGGACCUGGAUAACUUGAAGACUUUUUAUUUUAGAAAGUUUAAUGCCAGUAUAUUUGCAAAUAACAUGGAAGCCCUGUUUUUUAUAUAUUACUUUAUUGUAUACUUG